AUGAAUUUAAUAUUAGGACCAGAAGUCCAAGAAUUUUGUGUGAACUAUUUAGAUGAUCUAGCCAUUAUUACAACAGGAACGUUAGAUAAACAUUUGGAGCACAUUGAUAUUGUUUUAAGUAAAUUGAACAAAGCUGGCUUAACGUGUAACUUGCAGAAAUGUGAAUUUAUUUGUAAAGAAAUUAAAAUGCUGGGUUUUAUAAUUUCAACAGAAGGCAUAAAGACAGAUCCCGAUAAGAUUCGAGCGAUCCAAGAGUUUCCAGCACCUAAAAAGAUUAAACAAUUAAGGGCCUUUUUAGGUCUAUGCAAUUUUUAUAGAAGGUUUAUACCAAAUUACAGCGAGAGCAUAAUACCGCUCUGUGAAUUACUUAAAAAGGGACGAAAGUUCCAAUGGAGCGGUAAAGAACAGAAGGCAUUUGAUUUUAUAAAACAACAAUUUAUUAAUACAAUACAAUUGCAUCAUCCAGACUUUAAUAAGCCGUAUUAUUUACAAACAGAUUGUUCCGGUGUGGGUAUGGCCGGAGUACUAUAUCAGAUAGAUGAUAAUAAUGAAAUGAGAAUUUUAGGCUAUUAUAGUAAAGCCUUAAAAGGCCCCGAAUUAAAUUGGUCUGUUACUGAACAAGAGUUUUAUGCUGUAAUAAGCUGCCUAAAGAAAUUUGAAACAUAUUUGCGGGGCAGUAAAGUAAUAAUACUAACUGAUCAUAAAGCAUUAUUGUUUAUUAAUAAUAUGAAGUUAUUCAAUGGUAGAGUAACCCGAUGGAUUUUGUAUAUAGAACAAUUUAAUUAUGAAGUACAGCAUAUAUCGGGUAGACGUAAUAUUGUUGCAGAUGUGCUAUCACGUUACCCUCCUGAUGGCGAUUUAAUACAAGAGGAUAAAAAUAAUAGUUUAGAAAUUGCUUACACAGAGAGCGAACCGAAUAUUGAGUUGAUAGAAAAAUUAAAAUCUUUAACAGUAUAUCAAUUACAAGAUUCAGAGUCGUUGGCUAUUAUUGAAAAGUUAAAGACAUUAAAUACUUCCAUAAUAAAACAAAACAAUAAAUUUAAAAGAUAUAGUUUGAAAAAUGAUGUAUUAUAUUACAAAACGAAUUUACAAGAAGUAAUAUAUUUACCUAAAGCAUUGAGAUAA
Messenger RNA from Parnassius mnemosyne (clouded apollo), 1125 nucleotides. The record is from the annotation of a GenBank genome assembly. NCBI's taxonomy places the organism in Eukaryota, Metazoa, Arthropoda, Insecta, Lepidoptera, Papilionidae.